AUGUCUUAUCAAAUUGGCAUCUGUUAUGGAUGUCAAAAAUGUUUGUAUUGUGGUACUACUGAAAAUUGUGAAUGUGAUAAAACUACUAAACCUACUAAAAAUAAUAGAACUGAAGAAGUAAAAACUGCAUAUUGUCAUUUUUACAAAAGUACACUUACAAAUGAACAAAAAGAAUUUUUAAAAGAUCGAAAAUCAUUAUUUAAGUAUAAUUCAAAUUUAUCUGUAAAAUUAGAAAACAAAAUAGAAUUACCAUCAAAAUUUAUAGAAAUUUCCGUAUCCUCUAUUGAUGAACUUCUAUUAGAAAUUUAUAAUCAUUUAAUUAUUUUAAUUGAAGAUAAUACUAUUUUUAUGGAUGAUUAUUUUAUUGCAUAUAAACUUGAAAAAACAACUG
Molecule: messenger RNA, 391 nt
Organism: Racocetra fulgida
Lineage: Eukaryota; Fungi; Glomeromycota; Glomeromycetes; Diversisporales; Gigasporaceae
Source: the annotation of a GenBank genome assembly